GACAGUGAUUGGACAGUCGCUUACACAAGCGCUUGUGUAAGGCGGCUGCAUUGAAGUUGUGUAAGGAGCAAAUAUACACCGUAGAAAACACCAAUCACACAUCAUUUUCCAAGCUCUUGAGACAAGCCACGUAUUGGAAACUCUAAAAGCUUGGAGAUGAGGAUGUGGUGGGAAUGUCUUCUGGUUUUGGCUCUGUCAGCUCUCUCUCAAGCUCAGCCCAUGUUCUCCGUCACCACGGAUACGGUUCUGCCUCCUGAUACUCUUCACAACCCCACCCAGCGGAAUUAUGGGAUGGCAGUGACGGAUGUAGAUGGAGACGGGGAUCUGGAGGUGGUGGUGGCCGGGUAUAAUGGCCCAAACCUGGUUCUGAAGUAUGACCGUACCCAAAACAAGCUCGUGAACAUAGCGGUGGAUGACCGCGGUUCUCCUUACUUCGCGCUGAGAGACCCGCAGGGAAACGCCAUCGGAGUGACGGCCUGUGAUGUGGACGGAGACGGCAGAGAGGAGAUCUACUUCCUCAACACCAACAACGCCUUCUCAGGUCGGGCGACUUAUGCUGACAAACUGUUCAAGUAUCGUAACGGUCGCUUCGAGGAUCUGCUCGGCGAUGACAUCAACGUGCGCAGAAGCGUGGCCAAUCGCAUGGCGGGACGUUCAGUGGCUUGUGUCGACAGAAAGGGAACAGGUCGAUACUCGAUUUAUGUGGCGAACUACGCCAGUGGUAACGUGGGUCCUCACGCGCUCAUAGAGAUGGAUGAAGCUGCCAGUGACGUUGAGAAAGGCAUCAUUGCGCUGACAGAUGUUGCACCACAAGUCAACGUCAAUAAGUUCACAGGUGGCCGUGGUGUAGUUGUCGGUCCAAUCCUCAGCGACACAAGGUCUGACAUUUUUUGCGACAAUGAAAAUGGACCCAACUUCCUGUUCAAGAACAACGGUGAUGGGACCUUCACAGACGUGGCCGCCAAAGCCGGAGUUGAAGACAGAUAUCAGCACGGGAGAGGUGUGGCGCUGGCCGACUUUAACGGCGACAGAAAAACAGACAUAGUUUACGGCAACUGGAACGGUCCACACCGCCUUUACCUGCAGGACGCCCAGCAGAGAUUCAAGGACAUCGCCACACAGGCCUUCGCCACUCUGUCACCCAUUCGCACCGUCAUCGCUGCCGACUUUGACAACGAUCUUCAGCUUGAAGUCUUCUUUAAUAACAUCGCUUACCAAGGAAACGCCCCCAACAGGAUCUUCAGGGUGUCGAGGAAGCUGAACUCUGACCCUGAGGUCACAGAGCUGGAUGUGGGCGACGCCUCUGAGCCUCAGGGGAGGGGCACAGGCGCCACAGUGACAGACUUUGACGGUGACGGUCUGCUGGAUCUGUUCGUGGCUCACGGGGAGAGCGCCUCUCAGCCCAUCUCUGUGUUUAAGGUCAACCAAGGUUCCUCUAACAAGUGGCUGCGUGUGGUGCCACGCACACGUUUCGGUUCGUUCGCUCGUGGAGCAAAGGUGGUGAUGUUCACGAAACACAGCGGCGCACACACUCGUAUCAUUGACGGAGGAUCAGGAUAUCUGUGUGAGAUGGAGCCUGUGGCCCACUUUGGGUUAGGAACCGAUGAGGCCACCAGCAUUGAAGUCUUUUGGCCGGAUGGUCGCUCCAUCGCUCGGCCGCUCGAGUCCGCUGACAUGAACACAGUCAUUGAGAUCGCAUAUCCUAAUGAGGGGGAGGAGUCAGCGCUCACAUCUGACGCACAGGUACGACUGCAUGCAAAUGAAGAGGUGGAGUCAAUGUACACCUUACACAGACAGUGUGGAGAGGGAUUCACAGUCAACACAAACGGCCGUUGCAUUGCGAGAGCCUGAGUAUUUUCAGCUGGACACGGAGUCAUCAUCUCAUUAAAUCAGAGCUGUGCUGUCAGAAGUCUGAUACUGAACCAGUUAUUCAACCAAAUUUAACCACAACCUUCAGUCGUUACUGCCAAAUAUUUCCUGUAGUGCUAUUGAAAUUGAACACUUGUACUUCAUUCAUCACAUUCAUCACAUUUCUAAGAGUAAAAUGAUAGUCAGCAUUAACUAAAUCUAAAAAUGUUUACAUCAGACACAUUUGUUGCUUUUCUUUGUAUUUCCUUUUUCUUUUCUUUUAGAACUUGUUUACUCAAAGUUGGAAUGCUGUGCGUUACUAU
Carassius carassius (crucian carp) is the source of this 2171-nucleotide messenger RNA. RefSeq names its product cartilage acidic protein 1a (gene crtac1a). Lineage: Eukaryota; Metazoa; Chordata; Actinopteri; Cypriniformes; Cyprinidae. The transcript has 14 exons. The record is from RefSeq and is a predicted model, not a curated record. Gene Ontology annotation, biological process: axonal fasciculation. The coding region runs from base 157 to 1851 and encodes 564 amino acids.